Molecule: messenger RNA, 5865 nt
Organism: Podarcis muralis (Common wall lizard)
Lineage: Eukaryota; Metazoa; Chordata; Lepidosauria; Squamata; Lacertidae
Source: RefSeq, a predicted model, not a curated record
CGCAGAAGCUCUCCGACUUCUGGCAGCAGUCGAAGCAGCUGUGCGGGAAGAACAAAGCUCACAAUAUCUUCCCCCACAUCACGCUCUGCCAGUUCUUUAUGUGCGAAGACAGCAAAGUCGAGGCACUCUGUGAAGCUCUCCAUGCUACUGUGACCCGGUGGCGGUGCAAGUUCCCCGUCCCUUUGCCCCUGGAGCUCUACACCUCAUCCAACUUCAUUGGGCUCUUUGUCAAGGAGGACAGCGCAGAGGUCCUCAAGAAAUUUGCCGCAGACUUUGCUAUGGAAGCCACUUCUAAAGCCGAUGUCCACGUGGAACCCCACAAGAAGCAGCUCCACGUCACCCUGGCCUAUCACUUCCAAGCCAGCCACUUGCCGACGCUCGAGAAGUUAGCUCAGAGCAUAGACGUCAAGCUGGGCUGCGACUGGGUGGCCGCAAUAUUCUCCCGGGAUAUUAGAUUUGCCAAUCAUGAGACCCUCCAGGUGAUCUACCCAUACACCCCACAGAACGAUGACGAGCUGGAGCUGGUCCCGGGGGACUUCAUCUUCAUGUCUCCCGUGGAGCAAGUCACCACCAGCGAAGGCUGGAUUUACGGCACUUCGCUGGCAACAGGGUGCUCUGGGCUGCUGCCCGAGAAUUACAUCACCAAAGCAGAUGAGUGCGGCACAUGGGUGUUCCAUGGGUCAUAUUCCAUUCUGAACGCCACUUCGUCCCCCUCCCUCCUGAUGUUCACUGACGGAGUGAUGGAUCGAAGGUUGCAGGAAGACCAAGGACCAGGGGAUACUGGGCCCCUCACAAUCUUCUGCCAGAGCAUGCAGCCCUUAAGGAUCGCCAACUCACCUGGGCCACAGAAGAGGUGCCUUUUCGUUUGCCGACAUGGCGAAAGAAUGGACGUUGUGUUUGGGAAAUACUGGCUCUCACAGUGUUUUGAUGCCAAAGGAAGGUACAUGCGGACAAACCUGAAUAUGCCUCACAGCCUACCUCAACGGAGUGGUGGUUUCAGGGAUUAUGAAAAGGAUGCCCCCAUCACCGUGUUUGGCUGCACUCAAGCACGGCUUGUGGGUGAGGCCCUCCUUGAAAGUAACACAGUCAUCCACCACAUCUACUGUUCCCCGUCACUGCGCUGCGUACAGACUGCACACUAUAUUUUGAAAGGCUUGCAGCAGGAAAAUAAUCUGAAGAUUCGUGUAGAGCCGGGCUUAUUCGAGUGGACGAAAUGGGUCGCUGGGAGCUCCCUGCCUGCCUGGAUACCUCCAGUGGACUUAGCGGCAGCCAGUUUGAGUGUGGAUACAACUUAUAGACCUCAUAUACCGGUGAGCAAAUUAGGCAUUUCAGAGUCAUACGAUACAUACAUCAGCAGAAGCUACCAAGUAACAAAAGAGAUCCUAAGUGAAUGCAAAGCCAAAGGGAAUAACAUUUUGAUAGUGGCCCAUGCAUCCUCCCUGGAAGCUUGUACUUGCCAACUGCAAGGACUGUCUCCUCAGAAUUCCAAGGACUUUGUACAGAUGGUCAGAAAGAUUCCAUACUUGGGUUUCUGUUGCUGUGAAGAACUUGGAGAGACGGGUCUCUGGCAACUUACUGACCCACCCAUCCUCCCUCUCACACAUGGACCAACCGGCGGCUUUAACUGGAGAGAAACUUUGCUACAAGAAUAAGAAAGGGCGACCAAAGUGCUGGCCUUUCAAAAGACUGGAGAAUGUCUCAUGUAUUGGAACUCUUCCCCCUCUCCCCCUUCUAAUUACUGAUGAUGGAGAAAAUUAUUCAUAACCUUUUAGAUGGAUUUGAAAAAAUAACACUCUAGCAUAUCUUCCACAGAGUGGCAUUCGUGCGUCUAGAAAAAUAGCUCAAUAUAGACGUAUGCUUGGAUUGUGGAACAAUAUAUGUGUACUCAAACACUCUCUCGUUCUCUCUUCAGGCUUCUCUACAGCAGAAAUGUCUUUGUGACGUAAGCUACUGAGCUUUAAUAUAUAAUUUUUUUAAAAAAAAAAUAUGAAUUAAGCUCCAGGGAGGAGAACCAGUUUUCACUGCCUUCUGUAUAACAUUAGUGACAAUUAGGACUGUGUUCUAAAUUGUGGACUUCUCUGUUUUGUUGUUUGUUAGAUUUUUAAUUUUUCACAGGAUUGACCUUUGCCGUUUCAUUCCGAGUCAUUUCUGGUAAAGUACACCCCACACCGUAUUUUGCUAAGUUAUUAUAUGUGCCACAUCUACAUUCCACAAGAUUGCCCCCAAAACAUGUGACGGAAGGAAGUGGAAUGGCUCCCCCGAUCAGAACUAGUGUAGAAUUAUGUGCCUCAGGGGUUUGGUUUUUUUGUGUGUGUUUUUUCUGACAAUCUGUAGAUCAGUAUACAUUUCAGUAGAUCUGUUGAGAUUUCAGCAGACCUGAAAAUAGCAGAAUAGAUUCAGAAACCUGUGUGGAGAAACCACCACUGAUACAGGGUGACCGCAAGGAGCCAAGCAUCCGUUGUGCUCGCUUUUUUAAUGUGGGGUCUGACGGGGAAUUUGUGCAAUUGGAGGAUCUGGUUUUUUAAAAAAAAAAAAAAACAUAGCAUAGCUAGUGUACUGCCACCAUUGGAGCAUUGUAAAUAUUUCAGAUAUCUUUGAAAUGAGCCCAAAGGGAUCUUGGUGGGGACAGAAUUGUUAUGAGGAAGGGCUCAUUCACACAUCGCUUUGGUCUCCCAGUACUUGAUAACUCUUAACAAGGUGGCCUUCUGUUUUGAGCAUCGUGCUUAGAGGUCAUAUGGAAGCUUCAUCUCUGGUGUUUGAACCUUGGUGGCUUUCUCACACAGGCAAAGCAUCUCUUGUGACAAACAUGCAUGCUCAGCAGUGCCGGCCAAGGCUGGUGGUAUGAGCUCUGUUGACAUGCCCCCUAAUGGCAACUUCCCAUGCUUACAGAUUAUUUCCAUGUUUCCUUAUAUUUUGCACGAUGACCGGUCCCUUGGACAAGGGCUGUUAAGGGCAUGCCUCUCACCCAUUUGCAUUUUUUACUUGCAAUAUGACGAUUCCUUUCUGUAACAGGCCCAAAUCCAAAUGCCACGCAAUUCCAGAGAAGCCACCUUUCGGACUCCUAGAGCUGAACAAAAGUAGAAAUGCAUGACCCCCCCCCCCAAAAAAGGAGAGAGGACAAAAGUGGGCACUGAUUUGCAUAAUCUUUGCAUCUGUUUAUUUAUAUGUAUAGAUGCACAUUGAGAAAUAGAAAUUAAGUACAUCUCACCAUGGUGGAGAAGACUGUGACCAGGGGAUCUGGGUGCCUCCUCCAUCUCCUGUCCUGGUGCUAUCAGUAGAUGGGCAUCUUCAAGGCCCCUCAGCUGCUCUCCCUUCUUAGCAUUCUUUAUCAUUAAACUGGAUUUGGACCGGACAGCCCUUCAAACAGAAGACUACACUCCAUAAAGUAGGAACAAAGGGCCACCCUAGCAGACAACCAAUUUUUAAAGUAAUGACCACUAUUAGCCGAGAGUUUGUUGUUAUUGCUAUUGUUCAGGGCACACACUCACAUUACCGUAGCCUAUAUUUUUGUGAAGUUUGCACUCCCAAACUUGCUGUGUAAGAAAACACUCUUGGCAAGUGAGCUCUGUCUUCAAAAGGACCGCUGGGGCGCUUUAGUCAAGUCAGCAAAUCACAUUUAUCUGAGUUAGUCAUUGGUUUCGUCAGAUGUACCCUGGCAAGUGAGGAAGAGGGAGCUGUUGUGUACAUGUCGUCAAGCCCAGUGGCACCACUUGGCACCCCUGGGAAGCUUCUGGGGCCCAGUGCCCCACAAGGCCCACUACUGAUACCUGCCAUGGGAAACCAUUAGACCUUUUUUUGCCCAGUUCCAGGCCACCAUUUUUAUGUCCCACAAUGCUCCCGUUGUAGAAGCAUUCCAAGGCAUUAUGGGAAAUUAAAAUGGUGGCUUCCAGACACCCAGUAGGUUGCCGGAAAGCUAUUGGACCGUUACAGCCGCUGCCCUCAUUUGCUGCCAUUGCCAGGUAACCCCAGCAGGGGGCCUACCAGAGUGCACCUUAAAGGUCCCCUCAAACCUGGAGCCUUGACAAGCAUGUAGCUACACCUCGUAAUGGGAUUACUACAUGCAGUGAUCUCUGAGGAGCACCCAAAACAUUAUGGGAACAAGAAACUCUGUGAAAUAGGCCUGCUGUUUACAUGAGGUAAUAUUACCAUAAGUUCUCCUGGAAGACAAACCCAAGUGCAUAGGGGAAAAAACUGAGUAACAAAUUCGGAUAAUGAAAGCUCUGUUUGUCAAAUGCUACCUGGAGUAUUACCCUGAAGUGACAGAUGUGUCAUUGAGAUUUGUUGACCAAAUUAUUUCUUUGAGGAACCACUAAUGUCAUUGAGAACCUUCUUUGAUGCAGGUGGCUCAAGGCAAUGGUGGAGAACCUGUAGGGCUCUGGUAGUUUUAGACUGCAACUUGCUUCAUCCCUGAGCCCCAUUCCUAUGAUAAUCUAAAGCAGACUUUCCCAACCUGGUGUCAGCUUGGACCACAGUUCUCAUUAGCUCUGCCCAACACGGCCAGUGCUCAGGAAUAAUGGAAGUUAUAGUCAGUCAUACCUUCCAUCCAAAAGGCCACAGGUCCCCCCUACAUUUGCUGAUCUUUUUUAACCAAGCUGUUGGCUUUCUUUCAUUCCCUCAGCUUGCCACCCAUGCAUACUUGCUUUUUUAAAAAAAAUAACACCCUCCAUGUAUACUGAUUGGGUGAAUGAACAGAAGGCGCUAACCUGAAACUAGAGUCGGCAGAAUGCUGUUUGAGUGCAAUAUGUAUAUUUCCUUAACUCGCAACGUGUACAUUUAACAUGUAAAAUGCCACAGGACAUUCUCAAAUGCAUUAUUUUUUACCAGGGAUGUAUAGUGAAAAGUCGGGGAGAUAAAAGUUACACGACAGCAGUGAAGCAAACUGUGUUGUUUGCAGUUGUUAUUAGCUGCUGGUAUUUUUGGGAAUACAUAUAUAUAUCUAUCUAUAUAUGCAUAUGUAAUUUAAACUAUUUUUGGCUAUGUACAGACAUUUUGAGGAUGAAUUGGUUUGUGGCUUCUUCAGAUCUGCUUUCUGAGGAAGAGUUUUAAUGAACUGAAUGACAAUCAUGACCAAAAUGUUGGUUACUGGUGUAUAUUUCAUUCUGGGGGCGGGAUAGCUUGCCAGGGUGGGGCAGUUGUUCUUUGCACUGAUAGCUUGCAAGUCGUUAACUCUUAAUUAUGUACUGUACAAAAGUAUGUUUGAACAGCAUACAAUGGUCAAAAAUGCAUCAAGAUGCUGCCGCGAUUGGAACAUUUUGUUCCCUGGUCUUGUUGGAAUGUUAUUGAUAACAUCAAGCGAGACCCAUUCCCAGUGGAAUGAUUGGAUCAGUGCACAUUUUUGCUCUCUUGGCUAUUUAGGUUGCAGUCCUAUGCACACUUAACUUGGGAGUAGCACCUCUGAAAAUCAUAGGAUUUACUUCUGGGGAAAGCAUGCCGAAGAGUGUGUAUUUUAAAAAGCCAAUUCUAUUCCAGAAAAUGGACAAAGAGGGAGGAAGACUAUUGUACAGUACAAAAGUAUAUUUUUGGAUGUUAAAGAUUUUUCUUUUCCUUCUCAGAUGUUGGGUUUCUAAAAAAAUAACACCCAUACCACUGGCACUUCCAGUAUUUUCAGAGUGGAGAAAGAUUUUGCGUUAGAGGAAUUGGUGCUAAUAAGACAACACACUUCCAAUUAUAGAAGUGCUUUACAAUACCAAGGGAAAACCUUUUGCCUCCUCCAGAAGAUUUCAUUAGGAUGCUUAAAAAAAAAAAAAACCAAGAAGAGGGAAAAUUGCUGCUUACGUUUUGUGUUACUGCUCAUCUUCCAUGUUUUUGUCACUAGAAAAUUGAUUUCAAUAAUAAUAAAAAUUAUUCCGUCUGAGUUUCUCACAA